AUGAGCGCCAACAUCUCCAAGUGCCUCGUCAACUCCCCAGCGCCCGUCCACGUCACCACCGCUCAGCAGCCAAGCAACGUCUCCUCACUGUCCCAGAAGUCCUGUGACGUCUUCACGGUCCUCGCCUCGCAGCGUGCGGCAGACUCCGGGGGAGGAGUCCUCUCCUGCGUUGACGCCGCGGCGAGGAGAGCCCGCGGCGUCGGACCAGAACGCGCGCCUUGCCAGCCCCCCCGUUCGUCGCCCCGCCCGACACUCAAGGGCUCGGAGACGGGGGCGGCGGGCGGCCAGCGGGACGUGGAGCCCGAGCGACACAGGGCUGGGGCGGUGGGGGCCGGGGCCGGGCCCGCCGCAGCGAGUGCUGCGGCCGCCACUCCAGGGGAUCUUCAGAAGGACAGCGGAGCAGCGCCCGAGUCCGCCGAUCGCGAGCCCGGGCUGGGGAAAGGCUCUGGCUUCGAGGACGCAGACGUGUAUGUCAUCUAUCUCCCUGACUUGCUUGCCGCCAGGCUCAUUCGCCGGCGGCGCAAACUGUAUUCGCCGCACUCGCCUUGUUACGGCGGCGCACGAUCGGCUUCGCCGCUGUCGAGACGGUGCGACGCCGAUGCGCACUGCGAGCCCGGAUGCCGAGGGGAGUUCCGGCGGGCCUCGGGCGAGCCGGGCGUCAGGCCCGAAGGCAGCGAGGGCCGUUGGCUUCUCGAAGGCUGCAAGGCGGACGGCUUCGCUGAAGAGGAUGACGCUGACGAGGUGCUCGCCGCGUGCAAGUACCUUAUCGGAACAGGGCGACUGAAAGAGGUGCCGGAGUGGAGGCCGCAAGAAGUGCUUCAGGGCCAACUCCUGCACCUCGCGGCCGUCGUUCUGCCCACAGACGCCGUCGUCCGAGCUGGGCCCGUUGCUCUGGAAGAAUGGAUCCGCAAGUUCUCUUCUCUCUCAGCCACUGUCGACCUCGUCUCUGCCGAUGCCAAAGGCUCUAGCGGAAAGGCGGCAAAAAACAAGCCCUCCGCGCUCUCGUGCCAGUUCUGGGAGGCCCAGGCGUUCCCCAUCGACACUCAGGAGUCCGUGAGCGUCGAGAUCGUGCCGUUCACCUACGAGGAGCCCGCGGACGUCGACGCCGCGCCUGGAAAACCCCUCGAGGCGGGAAGACCUGCCGCACAGCGUCGGGGAUCCCCUUCGCGCGUGCAUGCCAAAGGGGCGUGUCACCUCUCUCCCAGUGCAUUUGCCACGUCGGCACACGCACGAGACAGGGACGGAGGGGAGCAGCGACAGCGACAACGAGAAGAAACAGACCCAGCGUCGACGGGAGGGGACGCCAGUUCGCUCUCGCGGAUCGAUACUGCCCUGCUCGGACGAGCUGACAUCUCCGAGGAUGUUCUUAGGCAAGUUGGCGCCGAGCGCCUCUGCUUCAUCGUGGACAUUCGCAUCCCCAUGACUGUGAAUCCGCAGUACCUGGGCAAGCCUCUUUCACUCGAACUGUCCUUCUCCGUCGUGCCUGUGGAUCCUUCGCCGCUCUCCCUCAUUGACUCGAUGCGCGAGUCGAUCCAAGUUCCCUUCAGCGCGUGGGCGGCAGCUCACGGUCUCACCGCCGCCUCGACGGUGGCGCUGCAGAGCGAGCUGGCGGCGCCGACGCUCGACCUGCUCAGUCUGCCGUUCUCCUCGGCGUUUACCGGCGCGCGCUUCGCGUGCAGCGGUCGAACGCAAGAAGGAACUGAGUCCUGGUGGGCGCCGCCCGUGGGGGCCGACGAGAAACCGAGCCGCGACGACGGGCUCGGCGACCGCGUCGGACGCUCCAUGGAGAUGCUUGUGCACUCCCUCGCGUCCCUAGCCGCCGGGGACCCCACAUCGAGAACGAAGCUGCAGAGAACCGCUGUGGAGCACCGCGUCCUCUGUCCGCUGAGCGUCCAUCGUCCUCUCCAAGUGACCACGGCCCUGAUGGAUUCCUUCAUGUAUGUUCAAAUUGAAAACAGCACAGACGACGUCCCGCUGACGAUUGAGAACGUCAUUCUCCGCAGCGUCAACUCGCAUGCCCAGGGAGAGCUGCCAGUCACCCUUCACGCCGGCGAGCAGUACAGCGUGCUCCUGCGUCUCGACGACUCCUUUCUCUCUCACCAAACGCCCAAGUGGGACCCUGCGCGCGACAGCCACGACGGGGGCGCGGGUCGGAGUCAGCGGACGAGCGGCCCUGGCGCCGGACGCCGAGACAGUCGCUACGGCCAGAGUGGCAAAACUGUCCUCCCGCUCUGUCUAAAAUGGCGCAUCGAAGACUCCUCCGGUCCCGCCGUCUGGUCGCAGUUCGGUGCGGAGUGUCAGCUGUCGACGCGCACGCCGCUGCACGUGACGCUGAGCUGCUUCGCCGAGCCGCCAGGCCUCCAAAACCUCGUGACGGCGGUGCUCUCCGUCGUGAACAACGAGAACUUUGACGUCGACCUCCUCGCGCUCCUACCGCGAGACGUCCAGUACCAGCAGCAAACGCAGCGGAUGUACAGCCACGCGGCGCCCAACGCGGUUCCAUCCGGAGACCGCGAGGCCCAGACCGCCGCCGACGAGCCGCCGGCGCUCAUUCCCCUCAGUUCGAAGAAGGAACUAGGUCGAAUCGCGCCGGGAGGGAGCCAGUCGGUGUAUUUGCAGUUUCUCGCGACUCGCAGCGGGCUGCAUCCGCUGCCUCCUAUUCUUCUGCUGGACCGAAGAAAUAAUAGGAAAAUUCUCGCCCGAGGCGGCCAAGUCGUGGUCGCGCAGUAA
Molecule: messenger RNA, 2730 nt
Organism: Besnoitia besnoiti
Lineage: Eukaryota; Apicomplexa; Conoidasida; Eucoccidiorida; Sarcocystidae
Exons: 10
Coding region: 1-2730 (909 amino acids)
Source: RefSeq, a predicted model, not a curated record